AUGACUCUCGUACAACCCACCGUGGAGAUGCAAAGGCACAUCCGCACCGAGCUCAACGAAGACGUGUCGACCAGGGAGAAGGACCUGGAACACAUCAAGGAAUGGUUACGUAUGCAACCACACUUGCCCCAAUUUCAAGACGAUGCCCGCAUCAUGACGUUUCUCCGAGGAUGUAAGUUCUCUCUGGAGAAGACCAAGAGGAAAUUGGACAUGUACUUCACGAUGAGAGCAGCUGUACCGGAGUUCUUCAGUAACCGAGACCCGACGUUACCAGAAAUCAAAGAAGUGAUGAGAGUCGCAAACGUACCACCACUUCCGGGUUUGACGCCGAACGGACGCCGUGUGGUCAUGAUGAGCGGUGUGGAUUUGGAACAGAUGGCCGCGACCGUGGCCGAAGGUAUGAAAGUGGUGUUGAUGAUCGGCGACAUAAGGUUAAAGGAGGAACACGUCGGCGUGGCCGGAGACGUGUACAUUCUGGACGCCAGCGUGGCCACACCGCAGAAUUUCGCCAACCACUUUGCCAAGUUUACACCAUCUCUGAUCAAAAAGUUCCUCAUCUGUGUACAGGAAGCAUAUCCAGUUAAAUUGAAGGAAGUGCACGUAAUAAACGUUUCACCACUUGUGGAUACAAUCAUCAACUUUGUGAAGCCAUUCCUCAAAGAAAAAAUACGUACCAGGAUCCAUGUGCAUUCGUCGUUAGACUCAUUAAACGAAUAUGUACCAAGGGACAUGCUUCCAGAAGAAUAUGGAGGAAAAGCUGGACCAAUCGCUGACAUUAACCGUCAAUGGUACGAAAAAAUGGUGACUUACAAGGAUUGGUUCAAGGAACAAGAAAAAAUCAAAGCCGACGAGUCCCGACGCCCUGGAAAGCCGAAGACACACGACGAUCUGUUCGGAAUGGAAGGUUCCUUCAAACAACUUUCCAUCGAUUGA
Messenger RNA from Macrosiphum euphorbiae (potato aphid), 933 nucleotides. The record is from the annotation of a GenBank genome assembly. NCBI's taxonomy places the organism in Eukaryota, Metazoa, Arthropoda, Insecta, Hemiptera, Aphididae.